AUGCCAAUGGCGGCCCCGGCCGGCGCCGGCGAGCCCGCCCCGCGCGCGGAGGCGGCCGGCUUCGGCUCUGUCUCUGGCUCCAACUACAUGCGGCCGCGGCGGGGGCCGCCGCCCCCGUCCCCGUCCCCCGUGGUCGGGAAGCCGCUGCCGUCGGGCGCGGUGCCGCGUCACGCGUUCGUGUUCGACGGCGAGGGCGGCUUCUCCGAGGCGCCCUGGGGCCUGGGCCUGGCGGCGUCCGGUUCGACUCGGAUGCGGCCCGGGGAGUUCACGUGGCACCACGUGGAGCUCCCGCGCUCCGCGGCCAAGCUGCUCCACCACGCGCAGGCGCUCAUCGAGCUCCUCUGCCCCCCGCUCACGCUGCAGGAGAUCCUCGCGUUCGUCGCCACGGGCCCGCACUGCGCCUCCUCCUCCUCCUCCGGCGACGGUGGCGCAGGCGCGCUCCUGCUCCGCGUCAGCUCGCCGGGCCCCGCCGGCAGCGCGUACGCGCUCCGCCUCGCCGUGCGCAUCACCGAGAGCUCCGUCGUCACCGUGUCCGUCGGCGGGGUCCCGCGCCUCGCGUUCGGGACCAGGCAGGCGUCGCUCCUCUCCGAGGUGCCGCUCGGCGUCGUCGCCGCCUCGCUCUCCGACGAGGGACACGGCGGGGGACGCGCCGUCGACGGCGGCGUCGUCAUCGAGGAGCGCCUGCUCGAGUCGCUGCUCGCCAUGAACCACGCGGACGGCGCGCACACCGACAACCCGGUGCCGCGGACGGUGUCCAACCUCCUCGUGCACGUCCUCGGCACGCACGUAGACCACGUCCACGACAUUGUCACGCGCCUCGAGAUGGACCUGGAUGCCAUCGAGCUGCAGCUCGACAAAGGUGGUCACUUUCUGAGGAAACUUUUGCUGGAUGGAAGGAGAUUCCCCAAAAUGCAUCUUGAUCUACAGCGGUUGCUUCAGGUUGUUUCUCACGGUGAACAGGUAUUCCCCCGUGUGAAGGAAAAAUGUGCCAGCAAGAGUUGGUUCGCAACUGGAGAUAUAGCAGCCCUUGAAGAUCUGAUAGGUCGCCUCAGAAGGCUCAAAGAAAACCUAGGAUUCAUUACAAAUAGAGUUACCACACUUCAGGCUAGUCUGGACAGUUGGCAAUCAGAACAGAUAAAUAAAAGCUUGUACUACCUUUCAUUUCUCUCCAUAAUAUUCCUUCCUCUUUCCAUUGUCACUGGAGUUUUCGGGAUGAAUGUUGGUGGCGUGCCAUGGACUGAGCAGAACAAGAACCCUAAAAACCGGGAUGGCUUCAUGAAUGUCAUGCUGAUAUGUGUUGUGAUCUUGUUACUUCUGUUGUUAUGUUUCUUGUUUCCUUCAUUAUAUUCUCAUGUGACGGCAUGGAGAACUCGCCGUGAACUGACCCGGAGCAAUUCUCAGAACAAGAGACAUCUGAAACUCUUCAAAGGUCACAAAGAAGGUUACAUGCGCCUAUGA
Molecule: messenger RNA, 1458 nt
Organism: Miscanthus lutarioriparius
Lineage: Eukaryota; Viridiplantae; Streptophyta; Magnoliopsida; Poales; Poaceae
Source: the annotation of a GenBank genome assembly